Messenger RNA from Knipowitschia caucasica, 1038 nucleotides. Lineage: Eukaryota; Metazoa; Chordata; Actinopteri; Gobiiformes; Gobiidae. The record is from the annotation of a GenBank genome assembly.
AUGGAGACCACGCUGGAGCCCCUGGACCCGGCCCUGGUGAAUCCUGUGGUGAAGCCGGAAUCGCUGGACCCCUGUGUGGACUCGCAAGGCCGGUACAAGGUGGUCCCCUCUGUGGUCUGCUCCAUGUGCUGCCUGUUCGGAGUCAUCUACUGCUUCUUUGGUUACCGCUGCUUCAAAGCCGUGCUGUUCCUGACCGGGCUGAUGUUUGGCUCUGUGGUCAUCUUCAUGCUGUGUUAUAAGGAGCGUGUGCUGGACACGCAGCUGAGCGUGGAGGCCGCCGCGGGCAUUGGCCUGGGCAUCGGCACGCUCUGCGGCUUGGUCACCAUGCUGGUGCGCUCCGUGGGGCUCUUCAUGAUCGGCCUCCUGCUGGGACUGCUGGUUGCCUUGGCAACACUGGUGGGCAUGGAGGAGCUGUCCGACACGCCGCCGCGCUCCGUGUGGGUUCCUCUGGGCGUGCUUCUUGGUCUCGGAAUGAUCUUCGCGGUCCUCACACUCCAGUGGCAGCGUCUCUUCACCACUCUCUCUACGGCGGCGUUUGGAGCCGCCAUCAUCACCGUGGCGACGGAUUACUUUGUCGAGCUGUUUGCGCUGGUGCUUUACGUUGGCGAGCGACUGAAGGCCACACCCGCCGCUCCCGUCUGCUGGGUCACAUGGGCCGUUCUGGGGGCGUGGCCUGCACUCACCGCCAUCGGGGUCCUCGUGCAGUGGAAGCUCACUGCAGAGGGGUACUCACACACCAAAGUCAUCAUUAGUCGUCAACAGCGGCGGAUGCAGGUGAUGCGGAUCCGGCAGCGAGACGACCGCUACCGACACAAGAAGAAGAAAAAGACGGCGAGUGCUGCCAUGGCAACCCAGGGAAAGAUGGCCGCCGUGGCCGAGCCGGUGUACAGGAGGAAACCCAACCCCAUCCGGCGCUACGACACCGACGUGCUGUCACCGAGUUACAUCCAAAGUUUCCGGGAACGGCAGGUGCAGGCUCAGCCCUUCCCUUCGCGUCUCGUGCUCGACUUGGCCUCUGGACCUCAGCUUCAGGCCUGA